Molecule: messenger RNA, 3638 nt
Organism: Capra hircus (goat)
Lineage: Eukaryota; Metazoa; Chordata; Mammalia; Artiodactyla; Bovidae
Gene: FARP2
Product: FERM, ARH/RhoGEF and pleckstrin domain protein 2
Exons: 28
Coding region: 108-3236 (1042 amino acids)
Cellular component (GO): cytoskeleton
Molecular function (GO): cytoskeletal protein binding; guanyl-nucleotide exchange factor activity
Source: RefSeq, a predicted model, not a curated record
CGGCCCGCGGGCAGUAGGGAGCCGGGCGGAGCCGGCGCGGACUCGGAGGCCGCUGGGGGCGACAGCUCGGGUCGGACAGCCGCACACUCCUUCUCAGCUGCUGAGGAAUGGGGGAGCUGGAAGGAACAUACAGAGUCCUGCAGACCCCGGGGGCACGCCUGGGCACCACGACCCCUGCGGGCGUCAGCACCCUGGAGCCCGGUCAGGGCCCCCCGGCGGGGGUGGCGCGGCCAGCGGCUCGGACGCACCUCCGCGUGCAGCUGCUGGACGACUCCGUGGAGCUGUUUGACGUCGAGCCUAAGUGCGAUGGCCAGGUGUUACUGACGCAGGUGUGGCAGCGCUUGAAUCUGAUAGAGUGUGACUACUUCGGCCUGGAGUUUCAGAACGUGCAGUCCUGCUGGAUCUGGCUUGAACCUAUGAAACCCAUCAUUAGACAAGUACAAAGACCGAAGACUGCAGUGCUUCGCCUGGCGGUGAAGUUCUUCCCACCGGACCCGGGUCAGUUGCAGGAGGAAUACACACGAUACUUGUUUGCCCUGCAGCUUAAGAGAGACCUUCUGGAGGAACGUCUGACCUGCACGGACACCACGGCUGCCCUCCUGGCGUCCCACCUCCUGCAGGCGGAAGUCGGGGACUACGAUGAGGUGCUGGACCGGGAGCACCUGCGCACCCACGAGUAUGUGCCGCGGCAGGAGCGCGCCCUGCACAGGAUCCUGGCAUUUCACCGCGAGCUCGCGGGCCAGACGCCGGCUGAGUCAGACUUCCAGGUGCUGGAAAUUGCCCGGAAGCUGGACAUGUACGGCAUCAGGUUUCACUCGGCUUCUGACCGGGAGGGGGCCAAGAUCAAGCUGGCCGUUUCACACACGGGCGUCCUGGUGUUCCAGAGCAGCACCAGAAUCAACACUUUCAACUGGUCCAGGCUCCGAAAGCUCAGCUUCAAGAGGAAAAGGUUUCUCAUCAAACUCCACCCGGAGGUCCAUGGGCCCUACCAGGACACCCUGGAGUUCGUGUUGGGCAGCAGAGACGAAUGUAAGAGCUUCUGGAAGAUCUGUGUGGAGCAUCACACCUUCUUCAGACUCUCUGAUCAGCCCAAGCCGAAAGCUAAAGCCGUCCUCUUCAGCAGAGGCUCCUCCUUCAGAUACAGUGGAAGAACUCAGAAACAGCUUGCUGACUAUGUCAAAGGCGGUGGGAUGAAGAGGGCUCCGUAUGAAAGGAGACACAGCAAGACCCGGAUGUCUCUCCGUGCCCUCAAGGUGGACUUGCCGCGGCAGAGCAUCUCGUUCUCCGAGGGUGUGAAGACUCCUGUGACGCCAUUGCCCACAACUGCCUCCUUCUGCUCGGCCCCUGCGUCCCCUCCAGUUCCCCCGGGCCCACGCGAUUUCCAGGUCGACGGCAGCAGCUCCGAGACGGGCCCCCCCGCACCCGGCGCCCGGCGGCCAGCUACAGAGAGGAGCUCCGUGGCCAUGGCCCAGCUCCCCCGGCUGCCUGCGCUCCAGCCUCACCAAGGCCUUUCCGUGGAGAGUCCUCAGCCUUCUCCCUCCACCCAGAGGAGCCCGCCGGGCCUGAGCCCCCAGGGCCCAGCCACGCAGGGCCCCAGCCCCCUCCUGGGCCCCGUCCUCGCUGACGCCGCUGGAGCCAGGACGGACGACCGGGAGGAGCCGAGACGCAAGUGCGUGCCUACGGACGAGGCAUAUUUCAUAGCAAAGGAGAUUCUCGCUACAGAACGAACAUGCCUGAAGGAUUUAGAAGUUAUUACCGUGUGGUUCCGGAGCGCGGUGGUCAAGGCGGACGCCAUGCCUGCAGAUCUGAUGACCUUCCUCUUCUCCAACAUCGACCCCAUCUACGAGUUCCACAGAGGCUUCCUUCGUGAGGUGGAGCAGAGGCUGGUGCUCUGGGAGGAAUCUUCUAGCACCCAGGCCACAGGCAGUCACCAGCGCAUCGGGGACAUCCUGCUCAGGAACAUGCUUCAGUUAAAGGCGCUCACCGGCCACUUCCAGCGGCUGCACGAGAUCCUGACGGAGCUGGAGGCGGCCAGCCGGCGCCUGCGGAGGCUGGAGGCGCUGCGCCGCGACUUCGAGCUGCAGAAGGUCUGCUACCUGCCGCUCAACGCCUUCCUGCUGAAGCCGCUGCAGCGCCUGCGCUACUACCGCCUGCUGCUGCGCCGCCUGUGCGCCCCGGUGCCCGGGGACCCCGACCCGCGCGGCCAGGACCACACCGACCUCCGCGAUGCCCUCCAGGCCAUCACAGAAGUGACCUCCGAGCUCCAGCACAGCCUGGUCCAGCUGGAGAGCCUGCAGAAGCUGACGGAGCUGCAGCGCGACUUGGUCGGCAUAGAGAGCCUCGUCGCUCCCGGCAGGGAGCUCGUCCGCGAGGGCUGCCUCCUCAAGCUCACCAGGAAGGGCCUGCAACAGAGGAUGUUCUUCCUGUUCUCAGACAUGCUGCUGUACGCAAGCAGAGACGCCGCGGGGAGCGGCCAUUUCCAGAUCCGGGGCCUCCUCCCGCUGCGCGGCAUGCUGCUGAUAGUGCUGGACCCGCCGGUGGAGGAUCGGGAGAGUGAGCGGUCUGUGCCGCACUGCUUCACCAUCUACGCGGCUCGGAAGACCAUCGUGGUGGCGGCCAGCACCUGGCUGGAGAAGGCCAAGUGGCUGCACGACCUGAACGCGGCCAUCGACGCAGUCAAGACUGGCAGCGCUCCGGCGCCCCCGGCCUGCAUGCUGUGCCCCCUGCCCCGUGGGUUCCCCGACGAGGCCUCCAUGGAGCCGGAGUCCGAGGAUGAGGCUGGUGGGGCCCAGGGCUCCGUGGUGGGAACAGGCCAGCUCCGCGCCAGUACCGCCAGUACCACCGCGCACGUGUGCUGGUGCCGCCAGACCAGCGUAUCCAGGGCCGACCACAGCGCGGCCGGCGAGAACCAGCUUUCUGGAUACCUGCUGAGGAAGUUCAAGAACAGCAGUGGCUGGCAGAAGCUCUGGGUGGUCUUCACCAAUUUCUGUUUGUUCUUCUACAAAACUCAUCAGGACGACCACCCCCUGGCCAGCCUCCCGCUGCUGGGCUACAGCGUGAGCCUGCCCAGGGACACUGACAGCAUCCACAAGGAGCACGUCUUCAAGCUCCAGUUCAAGUCCCACGUCUACUUCUUCCGGGCCGAGAGCAAGUACACGUUCAGGAGGUGGAUGGAGGUGAUAGAGAGAGCCAGCGCCUCAGCUGGGAGGGCCGGGACCCCUGAGGAGGAGGCCUGAGGCCCACCCUUUCCCAGACGCAGACAGCCGAGCAAGCAAGGCCAGCACGCACCCCACGACUGCUCGUUCCCCCAGGAGACUGGUGGCAGGCGAGCCUCUGGCGCCACCUGGCAGGGAGUGCUGCCCUGGGCUAUGCGAGGCGCCAGGAGGGCGCGCAGGGGAAGCAGGUGCGCUCUGUGCAGGCAAGGCUGACGCUGCCCCGCCCUCAACCACCUGCCCUCCUCCUCCUCCCGGGCCGGGCCUCCCGUCAGGCUGGGUGAUGUGAGGGGUCUAGGCACAGAAGCCUCUCUGGUGCCCCCUGGCCCACACUUCUGAAAAGUGGACAGUAAGCCCCUCUAAUUUAUCCCAAGAAGUGUACGGUGCUCAUGCGCCAAGUGGCUGAGAAUAAAAGGCUUCUUCGUG